Molecule: messenger RNA, 1509 nt
Organism: Trichoderma virens Gv29-8
Lineage: Eukaryota; Fungi; Ascomycota; Sordariomycetes; Hypocreales; Hypocreaceae
Exons: 7
Coding region: 1-1509 (502 amino acids)
Biological process (GO): transmembrane transport
Cellular component (GO): membrane
Molecular function (GO): transmembrane transporter activity
Source: RefSeq, a predicted model, not a curated record
AUGGCUACACACUGGCGAGAGAUUUAUGAAAAAGCAAAGUACGAAAACAGACACAGGUUCGAUCCUGAAUUCAAGUGGACGGCAGAAGAAGAGAGGAGACUGGUCAGAAAGAUUGAUCUCAGAAUAAUGCUGUGGGCAUGGGUCAUGUUUUGUGCUUUGGACCUCCAUCGUCGAAAUAUUAAUCGUGCCAUCUCAGAUAACAUGCUUCCGGAAAUAGGCAUGAACACAAAUGACUUCAACUACGGCCAGACAAUAUUUCUUGUGACUUUUCUAGCUGCUGAACUUCCCAGCGGUCUCAUUUCAAAGAGAAUAGGGGCUGAUAGAUGGAUCCCAUUCAUCAUGAUGGGCUGGUCCAUUACUGCCGGGUGUCAAGCAUUCCUCCACAGCAGAGCAGCUUAUUUCGUUAUAAAGGCUUUGCUUGGCUUGCUUAUGGGUGGUUUCAUUCCUGAUAUUGUUCUUUGGCUUACUUAUUUCUAUAAGUCAAAUGAGCUUCCUGUUAGGCUGGCCUGGUUCUGGACAGCUCUGAGCACCGUAAACAUUGUCGGUUCAUUGAUUGCCUCUGGAGUUCUUCAAAUGAGAGGCAUUGCAGGCUGGGGAGGCUGGCGAUGGCUAUUUCUCAUCGAGGGUAUACUGACUCUUAUUGUUGGCACAUUCUCUUGGGUCCUCAUGCCACCUGGGCCUUGUCAGACGCGAAAUUGGUUCCGUGGCAAAGAUGGUUGGUUCAACGAACGGGAGGAGUACAUCAUGGUCAACAGGCUUCUACGUGACGACCCAAGCAAAGGUGAUAUGAACAAUCGACAAGGCGUGGGCCCUAGCCUUUUGUUCAAAGUACUUCAGGAUUGGGAACAGUGGCCGCUCUACCUUCUCGGGCUUGUCGUCUACAUCCCGCCGGGUCCCCCAAGCACAUAUCUGUCGUACAUCCUUCGAAAUAUUGGCUUCUCGGUGUUCAAAGCCAACUUGCUCACUAUCCCGUCUCAAUUCCUGUUCGCAGUCAACCUAAUCAUCAUAUCCUGGGUAUCUGAACGAUUCAAGGAACGCGCGAUAAUUUCGUCAAUUUCCAAUAUUUGGAUAUUUCCAUGGCUCAUCGCUCUGGUUACUCUCAAAGCAGAUGCGUCCCCUUGGAUACGAUACGCUCUUCUCACGGGUUUACUAAGCUACCCAUACUGUCACGCUAUUGUGGUCAGCUGGAAUGCUAAGAACAGCAAUGCCGUCCGUACAAGAGCUGUUAGCGCUGCUCUGUAUAACAUGUUUGUGCAGAGUGGCAAUAUCAUCUCCUCCAACAUCUACCGAGACGAUGACCAACCUCUUUAUAGGCGAGGCAAUAAGAUCUUACUCGCUAUCAACUGUUUCAAUAUUGUUCUCUUCUAUCUUGUCAAGUUAUUCUACAUUUGGCGAAACAAAAUAAGAGAGAGGCAAUGGAACGCCAUGACGAAAGAAGAGCAGGAAGACUAUUCUCUCAACACCAAAGAUGAAGGAAUGAAGCGUCUAGACUUUAGAUUUGUCCACUAG